AUGUUCACAAAGAUAAUUGAAUACGAAAACAGGAUACGUGCAUAUUCGACACCAGAUAAAAUAUUUAGAUACUUUGCCACAUUAAGGGUUUAUAACGAACAUGGUUACUCUGAAAUAUUUAUGACUCCUGAAGAUUUCCUGCGAUCAUUAACUCCUGGUGUAAAACAACCCGAAGGUCUGGGACUUGAUCAAUUUAAAAGAAUCGAUAUCAAAAGUGAUACGCCAAGUCGCAGAUUUACUUCAGAAACCGGACAUUAUUCAGAGACUUCAAAAACACAUUCUCUAGUACAGAAUGAAGACAGCAUAUUCUACAAACUGGGAACAGCGGGACUUAUUGGUUUUUCCGAAUAUAUAUUUUUAUUAACCAUACUUUCAGCUUCCAAGCGUCAUUUUGAAAUUGCUUUCAGGAUGUUUGAUCUCAAUGGCGAUGGGAACGUGGAUUAUGAGGAAUUUGAAAAGGUACAGAGAAUCAUCCGUAAUCAAACUAGUGUCGGAAUGAGGCACAGAGAUCAUGCAAAUACCGGAAAUAUAUACAAAGGUUUCAGCAGUGCUCUGGCGACUUACUUUUUUGGUGUCAACCUGGACGAAAAACUUACGAUCGAAAAUUUCUUACUGUUUCAAGAGCAGUUGCAGAAGGAAAUUUUAACGUUAGAGUUUCGAAGAAAAGAACCAAAUGAAGAGGGUAAGAUCCGAGAGAUAGACUUCGCAGAUCUGUUGCUGACUUAUGCCGGAAUGCCAGAAAAAAGAAAAUUAAAAAUGCUGAAAAGGGUGAAAAAAGCAUUCAAACAAAGCACGAAGGGCAUCUCCCUGGACGAUUACCUUCGAUUCUUUCAUUUCUUGAACAACAUUGCAGACGUAGACACUGCACUCACUUUCUAUCACAUUGCCGGUGCUUCGAUAGAUGAAGCUACUCUAAAACACGUAGCAAAAACAGUUGCCCACGUGGAUCUUCGGGAUCAUGUCAUCGAUGUCGUCUUCAGUCUAUUUGAUGAAAAUAUGGAUGGACAACUUAGUAACAAAGAAUUUGUGGCAGUCAUGAAAGAACAGUUGCAGAGAGGACUCGAAAAACCCAAGGACACGGGUUUCGUCAAACUCAUGGAUUCCAUCUGGAAAUGCGCUCGACUGAAAAAACCCGUUUUAUUAGAUGUUUAGUAAUAAAAUCAGUUGGGGAUAUUACUUUAUUACAAAAUAUUUCUAAUACAACAAUUUUUUCCAAAAUUUUUUAGUCGAUGGUUUACAACUAGACAUUUACGUGACUAAGUACUGUUUUUUCCAUUAACAAUACAAAUGAAGACUUUUGAAGUAACGACUGCCCACCUCGAUACCACACUUUUGUUUUCAAAUAAACUUUCCAAUAUUCUGAAUAACUAAAAAGUUUGACUGCAUUUUUUAAAAUUAUAAUAGUAAUCCGAAUCAAUAAAUAAUAAUUAACACGUUAGUCUCACACUAAUACAUUUCAAUCUCAAAUUAGUCUAUAAUUAUUAGUUAAUAUAUUGAAUUCUGAAGUAAAAUGUAUGUAAAAUUGUUUUGAAUAAAAUUUGUUA
Molecule: messenger RNA, 1544 nt
Organism: Centruroides sculpturatus (bark scorpion)
Lineage: Eukaryota; Metazoa; Arthropoda; Arachnida; Scorpiones; Buthidae
Product: calcium uptake protein 1 homolog, mitochondrial-like
Exons: 11
Coding region: 1-1152 (383 amino acids)
Biological process (GO): calcium import into the mitochondrion; mitochondrial calcium ion homeostasis
Cellular component (GO): uniplex complex
Molecular function (GO): calcium ion binding
Source: RefSeq, a predicted model, not a curated record